AAUAAAAUUGCAUUUUAAUUUUAGAAAAAAUGACAAAGCUUUGGGUUGGUCGACUUUUGGUAGACCAGCAGCUUUCGAUUGAAGAGUAUGAGAAUAUUCCUCAACCUAGGCUAGAGCUCCAUACUCAUGUACUGUACAAGGGAAUUCAGGUUGGUCUGGUACUAGGGAUGGGCGUGAUUGGACCAAUAGUUGGAUAUAGAAAAGGAAAAUCUUUAUCCUCUGUCAUGCAGUAUGCUGUCAAGGGUGGGAAAAUCGGUGCCGGUGUGAUGAUUCCUCUAGCUCCAAUCAUGACUGAGUUGACCAUUAGAGGAAACGAACAAGAGAGAAUUUACGACAGAGCAUUCAGAUUGCGUCAUCAUGAAACACAGUUGCGUGCUGAUCGUUGGAGUACAUACGGGUGUUUGUCUGGUACAAUACUAUCAGCUGUUUCUGGCUCCACACUGGUAAGUGAUUUAUGUACAUUAGUACAGCAUUUAUGAUUCUAGCGUUUACUU
Messenger RNA from Eurytemora carolleeae, 494 nucleotides. RefSeq lists its product as uncharacterized. Lineage: Eukaryota; Metazoa; Arthropoda; Copepoda; Calanoida; Temoridae. The record is from RefSeq and is a predicted model, not a curated record. Bases 30 to 479 code for a protein of 149 amino acids. The transcript is spliced from 7 exons.